AUGGCCAUCGCGAUGAGCAUUUUUCCAGUUCUCCUUUGGAGAAUGAUGGCAUUUCAGACAAACUUAUUGCAGGCUAAAGGAAUUCAGGUUCUCCCACCUGUUAACUUCACCGUCACAGUCUCUGCACUAGCAGAAGUACUUUUGCAAUGGAAACCAAACCCUGAUCAGGAAAAGAAUGACACUGUUAAAUAUGAGGUGGAUAUUAUGACUCCUGAGUUGGACCCAUUUGAUACAAAGAAAACUUGCAGUACCUGUACGGCUGUGCUUCAUAAUGGUUUUUCUGCACGUAUUCGGACAUUGCUUCUCUAUAACAACUCACAAAUGGAAAGUAACUGGGUUACAGCUAAACUUCAAGCCCCACCAGGUGCUGUUGAGACAUCAGUCACUAACUUGUCCUGUGUGAUUUACAUGGCCAUUAAUAAUACUGCAUCUCUUCAUUGCACCUGGCUUGCUGGCAAAGAGGCACCAGAAGAUACAAAAUACUUUCUAUUUUACAGGUAUAAUAGCUACACUGAAGAAUGCCAAGAAUACAGUAAAGACAAAUGGAAGAGAAAUAUUGGUUGCCGAUUUUCAAACACUUACAUAAAGACAAGUGAAAUUGACGAAGUUGUCGUACACAUUAAUGGGUCAAGCAAGUACACUGCAAUCAAACCUUUUGAACAGUUAUUUAAUCCAAAUGCCAUUGAGAAAGUGAAUCCUCCCAGAAAUGUCACCGUGUCUUUAAAACAAAACAACCUUCUGGUCACGUGGGAAAUGCCAACUUCUUCUUUCAUAAAGGAUUGUUUUGAAUAUGAACUUAACAUCUACAACUGGAAGACGGGUUACAACAAGACAUGGGAAACGGAGUUAAAUAGUUUCAGUUUAAGGAUUGAUGACACCUGCAGAUAUUCCAUACAGAUAAGAGCUAAUCAUCAAUCAUGGUGUAGUGAAGGAUUUUGGAGUGAGUGGACUGACUCUCUUUAUAUUGGAGAAAACCAGCCAAGGACUCCAUUAGACUCCAAGGCCUACACGGUUCUCAUUGCACUUAUAGUAUUCGUAUGUUCCAUGGCAUUGCUUAUUGCUAUAAUAUGCAGAAAGUAUCACUUAUGGAGCAGACUAUUUCCACCAAUUCCAACACCCCAAAACAGUAUAAAAAAUCUGUUUUUAAAUAAGAGCUAUCAGAGAGCACGUACCUUUACCAGUGAAACGGAAACAGAAAUUGGAAGUUGCUUUGAAGAUCUUGGAAGUUAUGUUGAAGACCUUUCUUCGGAUGUCCUUGAAGAUUCUUGUAAUUCUUGUAAUCUGUAAUCCAUUCAUGAUCUUGAAAUUAACGGGAGUGUUACUGCAAGUGACAACAGCUUAGAUUGGAUGAACCUUCAGAUCAUACCAUCAUCAGUGCUUCAAAGACAGAAAAAUAUGUUGCUUCCAAGAGGUGAAGUU
Terrapene triunguis (Three-toed box turtle) is the source of this 1419-nucleotide messenger RNA. RefSeq names its product interleukin 5 receptor subunit alpha (gene IL5RA). Gene Ontology annotation, molecular function: cytokine receptor activity; protein binding. Bases 1 to 1287 code for a protein of 428 amino acids. Lineage: Eukaryota; Metazoa; Chordata; Testudines; Emydidae. The transcript is spliced from 10 exons. The record is from RefSeq and is a predicted model, not a curated record. Gene Ontology annotation, biological process: cytokine-mediated signaling pathway; immunoglobulin mediated immune response. Gene Ontology annotation, cellular component: membrane; external side of plasma membrane.